UCGAAACGUACGAAAAACACAGCAACACUGCAAAUAAACAUAUGUUUUGAAUAUUUUAGUUAGAUAAAAUAGGAAAUAUGGACUUCUUCCACGAAGCUAUUGCGCUCGGCGUGGACCUGGUGAUACUGGGCCUGUGCGCCCGGGAAUAUGUCCACUACAAGCGCACUGCCCAGCUGCUAAAGACGGCACCGCAAUACAACAUCGAUGAUAAUCUGAAAUCAUUGGUGGAGCGGCAGCACGAGAAGAAGAUCCCCUAUGCGGUAAUCCGGGGCACAGUGACACCCAUUGGGGUGCCUCUAAGGAGUGCCUUGGUGCCCAGUGUAAGCGGUGUCUUGCAGAUUGUCAAGCUGCACGAGCACCGGAUCACCCGUGGCUUUGCCGGCUUCUGGACGGAGCACAGCAAGCUGCUCCAUAAGACGGCCAACGAGAUGCCAUUCGAGUUACGCAAUCAGCAGUACGGCGUGGAGAUUGUGGACGCCAUGAGUGCGGGUGUUCUCGAUGUGGACAUGGUCUAUGACAACUAUGAACCCUCCAACUUGUCCCUGGUCGAUCAUGUCUUUGGUUUCUUCAGCGGCAUUCGCCAGAGGGGACUGCAAACAACGGAGGAGGUCCUUCGGGAUGGCAGCUUUAUCACGGCCAUCGGUGAACUGACCUCCGAUGGCAAGACCCUGCGCAUGCAGCCCUCCAAGGAAGGUCCACUCUUCCUAACCACCGCCACCAAGUCGACGCUGAUCAAGCGAUUUGAAGAUGCCAAGGGUACCACAUUACUCAAGAUCCUUGUGUGCAGCACCAUUUCUGUGGUCCUAGUGGCCUUCAUCCUGAAGAAGGUAUAUAGGCGAAGGAAACAGGAGCAAGAAGAAGCCAAGAUUCGGGAUCGCUUGGACACAGAGCGCCGCGAACGACGUGCGAGAAGUCGUCCUCAUACCCUGUCCCAGGAUCAGCUGUGUGUUGUGUGCUCCACCAAUCCAAAGGAGAUCAUUCUCCUUCCCUGUGGUCAUGUCUGUCUCUGCGAAGACUGCUCCCAGAAAAUCUCCAUUAGCUGUCCCGUGUGUCGUGGAAAAAUCAACUCCAAAUCGGCUGCCUUCAUUGCCUAA
Drosophila kikkawai is the source of this 1094-nucleotide messenger RNA. It is a transcript of the gene Mul1, whose product is annotated as Mitochondrial E3 ubiquitin protein ligase 1. Lineage: Eukaryota; Metazoa; Arthropoda; Insecta; Diptera; Drosophilidae. Gene Ontology annotation, biological process: protein ubiquitination; organelle organization. Gene Ontology annotation, molecular function: ubiquitin-protein transferase activity. The record is from RefSeq and is a predicted model, not a curated record.